CCAGUCGCGGGCGGUUCGGCAGCGGGAGCGGCGUCUCCGACCUCCCCUCCCCGCGGGCCGGGCUGACACCCCGGGGUUUCCGCUGUGUGCCCCGAUCGCCAUGGGUCGCAAGGAGAGUGUGUGCUGGAAAAAGCAAACCGGCAACAUCACCGACACCUUCCAGCUCAUGGAACUGCUGGGGUCAGGAGCCUUUUCAGAAGUGUAUCUGGCUAAGGAGAGGGCAACGGAUAAAUUGGUAGCUUUGAAAUGUCUUCAGAAAAAGAAUAAGGAUGACGUUGUAUUAGAAAAUGAAAUAGCAGUUUUGAGAAAGAUAAAACAUGAAAACAUCAUUGCUCUGGAGGACAUCUAUGAGAGUCCCACCCACUACUACUUGGUCAUGCAGCUAGUGUCCGGAGGAGAACUUUUUGACAGGAUUCUCGAGCGUGGAGUUUACACAGAGAAAGAUGCCAGCUCUCUGAUACGACAGAUUCUUGAGGCUGUAAGAUACCUCCAUGAGAACGGAGUGGUACAUCGAGACUUAAAGCCUGAAAAUCUGUUAUACUACAAUUCCGAUGAAAAUUCCAAGAUCAUGAUCAGUGACUUUGGUCUCUCCAAGAUGCAGGACAUGGGGGUGAUGUCCACUGCAUGUGGUACCCCUGGCUACGUGGCUCCUGAAGUUCUCCAUCAAAAACCAUAUGAUAAAGCUGUGGACUGCUGGUCUAUUGGAGUAAUUGCAUACAUCCUGCUGUGUGGUUACCCUCCUUUCUACGAGGACACUGAGUCGAAGCUCUUUGCCAGGAUUUCGAAGGCUGACUAUGAGUUUGACUCUCCGUUCUGGGACGAUAUCUCUGAGCAGGCAAAAAGUUUUAUCCGACACUUGCUGGAGAAGGACCCGAAAAAGCGGUUCACCUGUGAGCAAGCUCUGCGUCACCCCUGGAUAGCAGAGAACACCGCCCCACUGCUCAACAUCUACCGUUCUGUCAGUAUGCAGAUCACCAAGAACUUUGCCAGGAGGACUUGGAAGCGGGUGAUCAAUGCUGCACUAAUAGUGAACCACAUGCAGAAGCGGCAGUCAGUUUUAGAUCAGAGGGUGGAGAACUCCAACUGCAGUCAAGGUGGCUCCAAACCAGCCUCUUCAGAGACUUCCAAAGAUUUGCAGCAAGAGGGAGCCAGACAUCGUUCCACUCCGUCCCUUCCAACAGGCAACUGGACAGCCAACAUUGUCAGGCAGAACUCUGCAGCAAACCUCGUUACAAAGGCCCCUCUCCAUCAAAGGAUGAGUGAGGAGGCUCUGACCUGCGGACGGGAGCCUGACAUCUCACCUGAAAGGGACCCGGCCGAGAGCCGUGCAGCAAAUGGGGACCUGCUCACAGGAGCACCUGAGGACAGAGAUCGGGCAAAUGUUCCUGAUCACGCAACCCAAUCUCCUCGGCCGACUGAAGCCAAUGCUCAAGAUCAGUCAACUGCAUGUCAAAUUAUGAAGCCAAAUAAAUGGAAUAGCAUCAAGCAUGGUUCGGCCAGACAGACAGGAGUGUGCUUGCUUAUGUAACUUGGGACAUGUUGACAUCAGAGACCAGUAAGUGAAUGAAGGCUGAACCAACAGAUGCUCAAUAUUAUCUGGUUCACGUGGAGGGGAAACGCGUUAAUGAGAGGUGGCAGCAGUGAGGCAGCAGAAAUGUAACGAUACCAUUGGCUCCUCCAUGUUUCAGUUCCUCCCGGUUUGAGUUGGAGACCAGCAUCAGUUGGAGGAAGCUAUGGAAAUGAGGAUUGGAUUGGACAGGACAGCCAAGUCUGGACCUAAUGUAAAUAUCCAUCAACACUUGUCCCAUUGAACUCAUUGUUGACUGUUGGCAGUUUGGUUUCAGAUUUUCAAAUUAUUCCUUAAAUGGCAAAAAUGAACAUUUUUGCUCAAAUAACAUGCUUAGUUUUCGUAUGUUGUGUGAUUUUAAUUAAUAAAUAGUACAUUUAUGUGUUAUUCUGUAUAAGGUAAGCUGAUGCCCAGAGAGACUUGUCGGGAGGUUCUGUUUGAUCAGGAACUCAGACGUGGCCAUUGGAGAGGUGGGUAAUCCCCUCUGUAAUGUUAUGGGGUGGACGGGUCCAUCUCCUCACGUCUUUAGAUGAUUACUGGGAGCCCCUGUCUCUGCUUUCCUCCAUGUCCUACCCCUGAGCUCUCGAUAGUUCUGAUGGCACUGCUGGAGAGGACCUCGGGGCUGCCCUCUUUUCACAAAAUGGGCAUCAGAGCUGCUUCAGGGAUUAUGUUCCUCCCAAACGAGAGAGCAACCGUCCUGUCAUAAUAGUAACUUGGAAAUGUAGUGCAAGGCUGACAUCUCUAUGUAUCUCUCAAUUAUCUAUCGUGGGAGAUAAUAUUUAUAGAAUUUAUGGACUCAGUGUAUGUAUGCCCAUAUUUGGGUUUGGUAAGGAUCUGUUAAAUGAUACAACCCCAUGUACGUUUUGUGAGUGUAAGGGUUAGUCCAUGUUCAAUCAUUGUAUCGUAACUCUAGUCAGGUGAGGAACAUGGGGAUUGGUUGACAGUGGAUCUGAGGAUGAGAAUCAGCUGUAUGCCCAACUUCUGCUCCUAUUUCCUCUGUUCUUUUCCAGUUAAUAAGUUAACAGUUUGAGAGAAACUCGGAUCAGUCCACAGUUCUGAUGACUGGUCAUUGACCUGAAACGUUUCUCCAUGGAUUCUGCCUGGCCCGCUGGGUUUUCCAGCUUUGUGUUUUAUUAUGGAUAGGGAAACAGGGUUAAUGUUUCAGGUCGAAGACCCUUCGGGGUAUUUCUGACCUUGUUGCUUGUUUCUCUUUCCAAGAUGCUGCCUGUCCUGCUGAGUGUUUCCAGCACUUUUUGUUCUCAUUUCAAAUUUCAAGCAUCUGCAGUUUUUUGUUUGUAUUCUCUGUUUUUGUUUCAGGUUUCCAGAAUCUGCAAAUUUUUGCUCCAAACCAGUGUGCUCCAUUUGUAAAAUUCAAAGGUUUUUGUUCUAUCUUGUUGGCUUUCAAAGCUGUGUAUUAAUUAGGAGGGUGAACUGCUGUAGAAAUACCUCAUGUAACUUGCAUUAGGCUGGAAGGGUUGGAGUAGAUUCUCUGUCUGGAGAUAAGACUAAGGAGGUGGCUCAGUCACUUAUUGUAGGGACACAACAGUUUCAUUCACUUGAUCUCACCAACAAUGAAUUAAACCCCUUGCUAAUCAAAGCUCUCAGCUACCGAACUGCUGACAGUGGGUGGGUGAGAUUUCCCCAAGGACGUCUCUGCUCAGUAAUGCUCUUUAUAUUGGAGCAUUGCUUUUAAUUUUCUCUUAUAACUGCAUUUUUUAAACUCAAACCAGUGAAAUGUUUUGUGUUCAGGUUACAUUGUGUUGAACAAAG
This is a messenger RNA of Pristis pectinata (smalltooth sawfish), 3337 nucleotides long. Its product is annotated as calcium/calmodulin-dependent protein kinase type 1D-like. The transcript is spliced from 12 exons. Gene Ontology annotation, molecular function: calmodulin binding; ATP binding; calcium/calmodulin-dependent protein kinase activity. Gene Ontology annotation, cellular component: intracellular anatomical structure. Gene Ontology annotation, biological process: peptidyl-serine phosphorylation. Lineage: Eukaryota; Metazoa; Chordata; Chondrichthyes; Rhinopristiformes; Pristidae. The coding region runs from base 101 to 1528 and encodes 475 amino acids. The record is from RefSeq and is a predicted model, not a curated record.